Messenger RNA from Panicum virgatum (switchgrass), 841 nucleotides. RefSeq lists its product as uncharacterized. Bases 45 to 605 code for a protein of 186 amino acids. NCBI's taxonomy places the organism in Eukaryota, Viridiplantae, Streptophyta, Magnoliopsida, Poales, Poaceae. The transcript is spliced from 2 exons. The record is from RefSeq and is a predicted model, not a curated record.
GGACGUGUCCGCCCGCCGCACGAAGAAAGCUCCCGGCCAGUCCCAUGGGGCGCCGGGCUUCCAGCGCGCUCCCCCCACCAAUCAAUCGCCAGCAGCCGCGACGCGAUCGGGUCCGUGGGACAAUGGGCGGCGGCAAGAAGAACAGGGGCGCGGCGAGAGGUGCCGACGCCGCCGCGCGGCCCGCGGCGAGCUGCAUGGCCGCCGCCGUCGUCCUGCUCGUCGUGGCGUCGGCGCUCCUGUUCCUGCUCUCGCCGCCGACGGCGCCGGGUGGCGACGGGGCGGAGGGCCCGCCCCGAGAGCCGGUGGAGCUAGCGAUCGGCAUCGCCGGACACGAGGGCUGGCUCGACGCGCUCCGCACAUGGGCGAAGCUCGCGUGCUUCAAGCUCCGCCGGGCCGACCAGCGGUACGACGUGCUGCGUAGCCCGGCGUCGGUGAAGGAGGCGGCCAAUGAGAGCCUGGAGAUGGGCAAGGAGGCGGUGAAGCACUCGGCGGAGUCGGCGGCAAGGGCCACGGAGGAGGCCCUGGAGAGGACCACGGAGAAGGUCAAGAGAAAGGUCUCGCUCUCGAGCUCGCCAUCGGCGCGGCGCCGUAAUGGAGACCUCUGAACCAAACUUUUUGUUCUUUUUCUCAAAAAAGCUUUGAGCUCUGUACUGACCCUGUACUCUGUAGCGUGUAAAAUUGUCAUGAAUGUACUGUACCACGACUCCACAUCGUACUGCAAGCUGCGGCGUGCAAUCUUUUUCCUGUAGAGUGUUGCGACGUGUAAACUUUUUUCCUGUCCCAUGUCUGUAUGAGAUGUUAACUUGCUGUGAUGCAGAACGAUGCGUGCAAAUUCAGACAG